AUGGCGAUUGUGUCUGGCUCCUGCGGCAGUGUGAACGCCGCGAACGGGCCCUCUUUCACGGCCACGCCAGGCUCGGGCCUCGGCAGUCACUCGCAGCCCAUGGUGGUGGUGUGGGAGUGGCAGGACGACCAGGGCCAUUGGAGACCCUACAGCGGGCAGGUCAGCGCCUACAUAGAGCGGUGUGUGUGUCCUCCGCUGACGGGAGCCGGCCUCACCAACAUCUGCCUGGGACACUCCGACCCGCGCCUGGCCCACUAUCUCAUAGACAUCCCAGGACGCAAGCAGUUUCGCCAGGACACAGGAAAGACGCGCUCUGUCCGCCGCUCCCUCUUUGCUCAGUCGUCAGGCCUGGGCAGUGGUGUCUUCUGGGAAUGGGCCAAUGACGAGGGGACAUGGACCCCAUAUGAGACUCGAACCUCCAUCCUGCUGGAGCACAGCUACCAUGCUCGCCAGGGAACUGCAGACCUGGCGUCUCAUGGCUAUAACUACAUAGUGGACCUCACAUCACUGACCCAGGUCAACAAAUCCACUGGCUUCAGAAGGCAGGUGCGCCGCCAGUGUAACCUCCCAUACCCUCUAGCCCCCUCUGGGGUCUCCUCUGGAGUCUCCUCUGGGGCCUCCUCAGGGGCCUCUGGAUCCUCCACUGGGGCCCCUCCUGGACACACCUCUGCCUCCUCUGGACUGUCCUCUGGAGUCCCUGGACUUUCUUCAGGACCCUCUUCUGGGGUUUCUGCACUCUCCUCUGGAAUCUCCUCUGGGGCCCCUUCCCGGCUCUCCUCUGUGUCCUCUGGUCCCGUUAGUCUGGUUACAGGGGCCCCUGGGAACCCUUCAUCCAUGGCUUGCUCCUGUCAGCAGUGUGUAAGUCACAGCAGCACAGGGCCCAUGUCCAAUCGCUCACGUCACUCGUUAUCCUCUAUGAAUCUAACUCGCCCCAGUCUGCAGAGCAGUGGAAGGACUACGGCCGCUCACCCCACCUCUGUGUACUCCCCGUACCCCAGGAGGCCUCUGUCUGUGGGCAGUGUGUCCUGGGGAAGCCCCUGGCUCCCACCGACUGCUGCUGGUCAUCCUUCCUUACCUCAUCCACACAGCUCCUCCAGUGGGAUGAGUGUUCCUUCUGUUUCUGUCCAUCUGAAUGGCUCCAACAGUGUGAGCUCUGCCUUGGCAGGCAUGGCCUCCAUUUUGAUGUCGGCGGUGGGCCUGGGCGUGCACUUCCAUGGCGCCGCCCUACCUCAGCAGCCUCCUCCUCCGCCCGCCGCGCUCCAGCCUGUGCCCGUCCCUCCUGCCGCCCGGCCCCACACCAGCAGUUCAGUUAGAAGCACAAAGAGGCAGCUGAGGAGAGCCUGUGGUCAGAGGCCGGAGGAGGUGAUCCAGAGAUACAUGGAGGUGGUGGUGGGAGUGCCUGACGAGGACUGCAUCAUCUGCAUGGACCAGCUCUCCAACCCUUCCACGUACGAAGCCGCAGCCAAAGAAGAGCGCAGCCCGGUCAUCGAAGCCGCCGCCGUGGGGAAGUUCAUCAAGUGCGGCCACACGCUGCACAUGCUCUGUAUGCUCGCCAUGUACAACAACGGCACAAAGGACGGCAGCCUGCAGUGUCCCUCCUGUAAGACGAUCUACGGCGAGAAGACGGGGACGCAGCCCAAGGGCAAGAUGGAGAUCUACAGCAUCUCUCAGUCUCUGCCGGGGCAUCCGGACUGCGGAACCAUCCAGAUCAUCUACAGCAUCCCUCCAGGAAUACAGAGUCCAGAGCAUCCAAACCCAGGACAGCCGUACUCCUGCAGAGGCUUCCCCAGAUUCUGUUUCCUCCCAGACAACGGCAAAGGACGCAAGGUGCUGGAGCUGCUGAAAGUGGCCUGGAUGCGGCGCCUGAUCUUCACCGUGGGGACGUCCAGCACCACCGGAGAACCCGAUACGGUCGUGUGGAACGGCAUCCACCACAAAACGGAGAUGAUGUCCAACCUGUCGGGACACGGCUACCCGGACCCCAACUACCUGGACAAUGUGUUAUCGGAGCUGGCCUCGCAGGGGAUCACGGAGGACCUUCUGCAGGCGCACAGCUGA
Messenger RNA from Knipowitschia caucasica, 2058 nucleotides. The record is from the annotation of a GenBank genome assembly. Lineage: Eukaryota; Metazoa; Chordata; Actinopteri; Gobiiformes; Gobiidae.